CUUGACAGCUAGCGUGUUAGCCAUUUAGCAGACAGUUGCUCAUCGCUGGAAGUGUCAAGCCAACAUGUUUGUCAAAUAGAUGAAUCGCUUUAACUGCAUUUUGGGCUGUAGUUUUUGGUCACGACUAGAGGAUGUUUUCUUCAACUUGGAACUUUAUCAAACGCCACAAAAGAAAGUUUAUUUUCGCCGGUGCAGUAGUUGGUGGAGUGUACUUCCUAGGUAAAUAUGCACAGAGGAAGAUCAGGGAGAUCCAGGAGAGAGAAGCAAAUGAGUACAUCGCUCAGGCCCGAAGACAGUUCCACUUUGAGAGCAACCAGAGGACCUGCAACAUGACCGUGUUGUCCAUGCUUCCGUCUCUAAAAGAGGCCAUUGUGACUCAGCUCAACUCUGAGAGUCUGACUGCGCUGCUUAAGACCAAACCUGCUAACAAGUUGGAAAUCUGGGAGGACCUUAAAAUAAUCAGCUUUACUCGUACUAUUGUUGCUGUCUACAGCACGUGCAUGUUGGUGGUCCUACUUCGAAUCCAGCUUAACAUCAUCGGAGGAUACUUGUAUCUCGAUAACUCUGCCAACAAAAACACUAUGGCGCCCCUGGCUCCUCCUGAUGUCCAGCAGCAGUAUCUGUCCAGUAUCCAGCAUUUAUUAGGAAACGGUUUGAUUGAACUUAUGACAGUUGUAAAGAAAGCUGUGCAGAACUCACUAGAGAGUGUGUCCCUGAAGCAGAGCCUGUCUCUGCUGGAGCUGGAGCAGCAAAUCAGUUGGAUUAGAGCUGAGGUGGAGGGCUCUGAGCGUCCUAUGUCCUGGUACAUGUUAGCAGACGACCAGGAAGCUCUUGCAGACCAGGCCUGUGGUUUGACUGAAAACGAUGUGAUGACAAUCCGCCUCCUGAAUGAGACAAGGGAUCUGCUGGACAGCCCAGACUUUACAACAGUCCUUCACACCUGUAUGAACCGAGGUUUCUCUCGUCUCCUUGACAACCUGGCCACAUUUUUCAGAUCUCCGUCUGUGGAGUCGGAUCCCAACGCCGCACCUGAAAGUUUGUCUGCAGUCAGUUUACCACUGGCGAAGAUCAUUCCCAUUAUUAACGGACAGAUCAACACUAUCUGCAGCGAAACACCCAGUCACUUUGUCCAGGAUUUACUGUUGAACGACCAGGUAAAAGAGUUUGCAGCUAGCGUUUAUGAGACUUUCAGCAUGCCCCAGGAGCUUCAGAAAUAGCAACACCUUUAUUACAAAAGGACUAUAAAACAAAGACUAUUCCCCCAGGACACAAAAGAAAAUGCACAGUGACCAUGGACCACUGCAACAUGGCAAAUGUAGUCCUAUUGAACAAACAGCUGCUACAGUCAAUAGAUGAAGAUUUCCUUGUAAUUUACAGAUUUUAUGAGUUUCGUAUUAACUCUGGUGAAUGUGCCGGCUUAUUGCCAGCAGAAAAGCUAAUGUACGAUAUGUACUUGCUUUGAGUGUAUGAUUUAGGGACUUGUUUUGUAAUUUUUAUAGUUUUAAUACACAUUUUGUAAAGUUGUAAUGGGAGGUUGUAACAUUGUAAUGAUGCUGACCAAUUCAAAGAAAAAAUAAAUAAUAUUCUUGUCAAAUUCU
Molecule: messenger RNA, 1598 nt
Organism: Periophthalmus magnuspinnatus
Lineage: Eukaryota; Metazoa; Chordata; Actinopteri; Gobiiformes; Gobiidae
Gene: pex3
Product: peroxisomal biogenesis factor 3
Exons: 12
Coding region: 132-1217 (361 amino acids)
Biological process (GO): protein import into peroxisome membrane
Cellular component (GO): peroxisomal membrane
Molecular function (GO): protein-macromolecule adaptor activity
Source: RefSeq, a predicted model, not a curated record